Linepithema humile (Argentine ant) is the source of this 1063-nucleotide messenger RNA. RefSeq names its product trafficking protein particle complex subunit 4-like protein Trs23 (gene Trs23). Gene Ontology annotation, cellular component: TRAPP complex. Gene Ontology annotation, biological process: endoplasmic reticulum to Golgi vesicle-mediated transport. The record is from RefSeq and is a predicted model, not a curated record. Lineage: Eukaryota; Metazoa; Arthropoda; Insecta; Hymenoptera; Formicidae.
UCCAUGCUUAUAUUAAAACCGUACGACACUGAAAAGUAGUACUAUUAGAAUUUACAUUAAUAUUUCAAUAAAAAGGAAUAUUUCUCUAUUCUCCUUUAAAUGCAUUGUGACUUCACACUAUCACGAACUUGCACGAACUGUCAACUGAUAAUAGCUUUUUCGCGUAGUUGGGUGGUUGUACAUGCAUUUAAAAGCAAUGUUUGCAAAAAAAUGAAAAGUUUUUCGUAAAAUCCAGAUUGAUAUUAUUCAGUACACUAUAGUGGAGUUGUCAUCAUUGUCAUCACACUUGUUUAAAUGCGAUAAAAUCAUCUGAAAAUCUGAUGAUUUUACCUAACCUCUACAAAGCAACGCAACAAUGGUGAUAUAUGGUGUUUACAUCGUGUCAAAGUCUGGUGGUUUAAUUUUCAAUCACGAUCAUAAUGUUCCAAAAAUUGAAGUCGAAAAGUCUUUCAACUUUCCGCUUGAUAUUAAAUUGAAUUAUGAAAACAAGAAAGUGGUGGUAGCUUUUGGACAAAGAGAUGGAAUAAAUGUGGGUCAUGUGUUGUCAGCUGUCAAUGGAAUUGCAGUCACAGGUCGUGAACUUGAAGAUGGAAGAGAUGUUUUGGAGAUGUUAGAACAAUCAGAAAAUUUUCCCAUAACUUUGAAGUUUAGUCGGGCAAAAAUGACAACAAACGAGAAAAUAUUUUUAGCUUCAAUGUUUUACCCACUGUUUGCUAUAGCAAGCCAGCUAAGUCCAGAACCGCGAUGUUCUGGAAUUGAGGUCCUCGAAGCAGAUACAUUUCGUUUAUAUUGUUUCCAGACAUUGACAGGUAUUAAAUUUAUGAUAGUAGCAGAGCCGUCACAAUCAGGGAUGGAAAUCCUAUUAAAAAGAGUAUAUGAUCUAUAUGCUGAUUAUGCGCUAAAGAAUCCAUUUUAUGCACUGGAAAUGCCCAUUCGAUGUGAAUUAUUCGAAACUAAUUUACAGACAUUGCUGGAAACAGUUGAAAAAUCUGGGAUAAGCAAUGUUUAAUUUUAAUUUGAUAUACCAUAGAUUGUUAACAAAUUUAAUUAAAAAAGAAUAUAU